CGGCGCGAGCCGGCCGGGGGGAGGGUGUGUGCGCGCCGCGGGAGGUGGGGGCAGGAUUAGAGCGAGGCAGCGGCCCCGCCCUCCCGCUUCACACUGGGACCGGCUCCGAGGGGGAGAUGGCCCGGGAGAGGCGGCACUGGCACCAUGGCAUUCCCCAGCCUGCUCGUGGCGCUGAUUCUAGGGACGAGCCCCGCAGCGGGCAGCUCUGACACGGCCUCGCUGAACCCUCCCUUUGCCCCCGCGCACGGACAGCGCCGCCCGCCUGGCCAGCAUCCCCACCCUCCGCCCCGCUCGCCCCCCGGCUGCCCUGGAGGCCAAGGGCCAGGGGGGCGCUUUGUCAACGUGACCGAGUUCGGGGCCGAGUGCCUGCCCUGGGCGGAGGUGCCCGCUUUCCUGGAGAAGACCCCCCAGGGCAGGGGGCUGCUGGGCCAGCACAACUUCUGCAGGAACCCCGACGGCAGGAGCAGACCCUGGUGCUUCUACAGGAGCAGCCGGGGCAGGGUGGACUGGGGCUACUGCGACUGCAAACAAGGGUCAGUGCGACUUCGAGGUGGCAAAAAUGAGUUUGAAGGUACAGUUGAAGUUUAUUUAAAUGGAAUUUGGGGAACAAUCUGCAGUAGUCACUGGGACAAUAAUGAUGCCUCAGUCAUAUGUCGGCAGCUUGAGCUUGGCAAAAGUGGUACAGCAAAGCAUGCACCAUUUUCUGGACUGGGUCUUAUCCCUGUUUAUUGGAGUGAUGUACAUUGCCAUGGUGAUGAAGAAAAUAUACUGCUGUGUGAAAAAAACAUCUGGAAAGGUGGAACAUGUCCUCAAAAAAUGGCAGCGGCUGUCACAUGUAGCCUUUCCCAUGGUAAAACCUUUAUUCCAAUCCGCCUGGCUGGUGGGAGCAAUGCUCAUGAAGGAAGAGUGGAAGUCUACCACACUGGCCAAUGGGGGACUGUCUGUGAUGACCAGUGGGAUGAUGCAGAUGCUGAAGUUGUGUGUAGGCAGCUUGGCCUUGGGGGAGUAGCCAAGGCAUGGAGCCAGGCUCGCUUUGGAGAAGGCUCAGGCCCAGUGCUGCUGGAUGAAGUACGCUGUACAGGAAACGAACUGUCUAUAGAACAGUGUCUGAAGAGUUCCUGGAGAGAACACAACUGUGGCCAUAAAGAAGAUGCUGGAGUUUCCUGCACACCUCUUACAGAUGGUGCAAUAAGACUAACAGGUGGGAAAGGCAGUCAUGAAGGACGCCUGGAGGUACAUUACAGCGGGCAGUGGGGCACAGUCUGUGAUGAUGGGUGGACUGAGCUGAAUACACAGGUGGUUUGUCGGCACCUGGGAUUUAAGUAUGGGAAAAGUGCAUCAGAAAGAUACUUAGAAGAGAGCUCAAGGCCUAUCUGGUUGGAUGAUGUCAGCUGCUCAGGAAAAGAAUCAACCAUCCUUCAGUGCUCAAAGAGAGAGUGGGGAAAGCAUGACUGCAGCCAUCAGGAGGAUGUCAGACUAACCUGUCACCCAGAUGAUGAUAGCCAUAGACUCUCUCUGGGUCCUCCCAUCAGGCUGAUGGAUGGUGAGAAUAAGAAAGAAGGACGCGUAGAGAUUUUUAUCAAUGGCCAGUGGGGGACAAUUUGUGAUGAUGGAUGGUCUGAUAAGGAUGCAUCUGUGGUCUGUCGACAGCUUGGCUACAAAGGCCCAGCUAGAGCAAGGACUAUGGCAUAUUUUGGGGAGGGCAAAGGACCAAUCCAUGUGGAUAAUGUGAAAUGUACAGGAAAUGAGAGAUGCUUGGCAGACUGCAUAAAACAGGAUAUUGGAACACACAACUGCCGUCACAGCGAAGAUGCUGGCGUUAUCUGUGACUACUUUGGCAAGAAGGUCUCUGGGAACAGUAAUAAAGAUUCCCUUGCUUCCGUUUGUGGAUUGAGGUUGCUGCAUCGUAGACAGAAGCGGAUAAUUGGUGGUAAAAAUUCUUUAAGGGGCGGCUGGCCCUGGCAGGUUGCCCUCCGACUAAAAUCAUCUCAUGGUGAUGGAAGACUCUUAUGUGGUGCCACUCUCAUCAGCAGCUGCUGGGUACUCACUGCAGCACACUGUUUCAAGAGGUAUGGUAACAACACUCGUAACUAUGCCGUGCGAGUUGGGGAUUAUCACACACUGGUUCCUGAGGAGUAUGAGGAGGAAAUUGGAGUCCAACAAAUUGUGAUGCACAAAGAGUACAGGCCUGACAGUAAUGACUAUGAUAUUGCACUAGUGAGGUUGCAGGGACCGGAAGAACAGUGUGCCAGAUUCAGCACCCAUGUUUUACCAGCCUGUUUGCCACUGAGGCGAGAGAGGCCACAGAAAACUGCUCCCAACUGUUACAUCACUGGAUGGGGUGACACAGGAAGGGCCUAUUCAAGAACAUUACAACAAGCUGCCAUCCCCCUACUUCCUAAGAAACUGUGUGAAGAGCGUUAUAGGAGAAGAUUCACAGGGAGAAUGCUCUGUGCUGGGAACCUCCAGGAACAGAAACAUGUGGACAGUUGUCAGGGAGACAGUGGUGGACCACUUAUGUGUGAACGUCCAGGCGAAAACUGGGUUGUGUAUGGGGUGACUUCCUGGGGUUAUGGUUGUGGCAUCAAAGACUCGCCAGGAGUCUACACCAAAGUCUCAUCCUUUGUACCGUGGAUAAAAAGUGUGACCAAACUGUGAUCAUCCCGACUCAGAAACAGUAAGCAUUAAUAAAAGGAAGUCUGUUUGAGUCAGAUAUGGCAGCUUGAACACCACAGCCUAUGCACAGCUGGGACCCACACUGGGUAGAAAAUGCACAUGUUCUUCUGUUUUACAUUUUUUUUAAAAUUUUUGUUGAGUCAAAGAUUUAUAUUCACACUACUUUUGUAGUUAUAGAUUAAUGUGUAAUUUCUUUCAUGUUGAGCAAAAGUGUUCCACUUAACUCCUUUAAUCUUAAAAAAGGCAUAGUCCUAUUCUCUCAAGUACAUUUCAGGUAUAAGCAAAGCACAUUUGUCUCUGGAACAUUCUUGGUAACAAUUCUGCACACUUCAGUAGAGCAGACUGACUGUUACACAUGCUAAUAAAAACCUAAUACUGCGAAACAUAUGUCCUCACAAGCUAGCAUUCCCGCCUUCCCCACCUUGCACAAUGUCCAAGUACAGUAAAACUCCAAUUGUCCAGCAUCCAGUGGUCUGGCACUCCCGAUAGUCCGGCACCAACUGGAACCCGGAAGUGCUCCCGCCAGCCGGACAAUUGGAGCUGCUCCGUGC
Pelodiscus sinensis (Chinese soft-shelled turtle) is the source of this 3227-nucleotide messenger RNA. It is a transcript of the gene PRSS12, whose product is annotated as serine protease 12. Gene Ontology annotation, cellular component: membrane. Gene Ontology annotation, biological process: proteolysis. NCBI's taxonomy places the organism in Eukaryota, Metazoa, Chordata, Testudines, Trionychidae. Gene Ontology annotation, molecular function: serine-type endopeptidase activity. The record is from RefSeq and is a predicted model, not a curated record.